UGACUACAAACUAUUGUAUUUACAUGAAAAUGUACAUUAAUACAAAUUGUACCAUUUCAAAAACAAAUGAAUAAAUGAAAUGAAAUGCACACACACAGAAACAAAACCACAAUGAAGACAAACAGCAGGCACAUAGCCAUCACUCUCAACUGCAUCUAAACUCUUAUGUGUGUCAAUUUUCAAUUAUGAUCAGGGAAAAUUUCAGUUUGAGCUCUAAACAGCUUGUUUCAGUGUAUGUCACUUUAAAUAUAACUGCUGUCCACACCCACUUCAGGAAGAAAACUCUCUCUGCAUCUAUGAUCAACCACGCAGAGCAAAACAGUUGACCAACCAGCACACUGCUGAGCCAUGAAUCAGUGCAAGAUCAGGGCUUUCAGUCACUCCUAACUUUCUCUCUGAACAAUUAUUUUACCUUGAAAUAAUUGCUGAAUUCAUUGUCCAUCUGUUCAUGUUAACUCAUCACUGUACUGGGGUUUAGAUAACAUUGCAGUCAUAAAAUCAGUGUUUUAACAAAACAGAACAGCAGUUUGAAAACUUGCCAGUGAACUUUUUCACACUUUUCCACAGUCUGACAACAGAAAAACUGAAUAAUACCUAAAUAAAAACAGAUUUAUCAGGAACUGGACUGCAUUAAAAUGCAUAUAUGCAUGAGCAGAGGAGAAGCUAACAUCUGCAGAUAGUUUUUAGGGUUUAAAAUUUCAAUUCAAACACAUUUUUCUGGUAAGACAUUGUUUUUUUCUCUUGUUCCUCCACAUAGAACUACAGCCAGAUAAAACUACAUGUGUGGUCGGGUACAGUGUCUCUUUAAUUUCAUUUUUCAGCUGUUCAUACAAUACAUAAUUAUAGAAUAUUAUACAAUAGGUAAAUCGCACUUGCUUUGCACAUCCAGUCUAAACUCCUGACUGAGUGUGCCAGUACACAGAUGCCAUUGUUUAGUUGAGGUUUCUUAGUAACCAAAGCAACGCAAACAUUGACUACCAGAAGUUUGGAGCUGCACCCUAUUUUCAGAGACAAAACUACCAUUCAUCACUCAGAUAUGUUUACAGCACCAGACUCCCAGGGAACGACAGGAGAAAGGAGCCACAAUCAAAUAAAUCAAGACCCAUUCAACACUGAAUUUACCAAGACACUGACAAAAAGCAGCCCACGCUUUGGGGCCUUGAGUCACCACUCAUUCUUCUCCCGGCACAACCCUCAUCCACACCGGGUGACACAUAUUCAAGGACUCAAUGGCAGGCCAAUUUGCAUGGUACGAGAUGACUGGUGUGUCACCUCAUCAUUAUUUCCUCAUCCACUUCUCAAGGGCCACGUCCUCAGGAAAUCACCCGGGCCCGCUUUUACCUUCCCACUCACUCAAAACCUCCAUGCAGUCAGCGGAAACAAUAACAAAUCAGCACUGUUUUCAGAAGCCUGGAGGGAUGAACUUAAAGAACUUGUUGCAAAAGUCAAUCUGUCUUUUCGAGCACAAUUGGGAAAAAAUGAGGACCAACCUGAGGAUGAAUUUGUGCACCAAAAGACUCAGUAUUCAGCUGAUACUGGGAGAAUCAUCCCUCCAUCCAGCAAGUCUUACCUGCACAGAUCUCAUUCCCAACACCUAAAGUAUCCUCAACCCUUCCAGGAUCAAGAACUCACGGUUUUGGAGCUGCUCUGUCAGAUCCUGCAGACAGACUCGCUGUCCACAGUGCAGCAGUGGCUUCUGCUUGCAGGCCAAAGAGAGAAGGACCUUGUGAUGGGGAUGCUCAGACGAGCUCUGGACGGCGUCGACCUCUCAGGCCGUCGUAACCAGCGAACCUUCCAGCAGCUCCAGGCUUUUCAUCCAGGUGCAUCUCCACCAGCGUACAGUCCAUCAUUUGACCAGCCGUGGAGAAAACCCUGGAGAACGAGCUCAUACAAAGCGAAUCCGAUUUCCGGCGAUGACAAACCAGAGAGGAUUGGAGAUGCAGAGGUCCUUGAAAUCCAUGCAGGACCUCAGGAUCAUCCUCAGGAUCCUGCACUUCAGAGUACAUAAAGUCGUUUUGACUGUGCUGAUAACUGCAGUAUGAUAAUUUUGUUUAUUGCUCCCAUGAUCACAGGUUAUUCUUAGCAUGUUUGCUUUAUACCUCGAUAUUUCUGUGUGCACAUGCUGCUUUCAUCAGAGGACUUCACCAGAUUGCUUUUCAUUUGCACUUCAUUAACACCAUAUAUUGUAGCUGUAAUAGUGUUGCCCCAUGCUGCGGAUGAUGUCAUAUUAUCUAUCAGCUGUCUGACGUAGUCUGGCACCAUAUUAGGUAACGUUGUAUGAACUGUUGCUUGAUGUGAAUUAAAAUUUCAAAUUGGAUUUUUUAAAAAUGAUUUUGUGCACCUAAACAUGAUCUAAUCGAACUAAAAAUGCCAAAAUCAAAGUAGAAAUGCAUAUUGCAUUAUAACAUUGUUGACUUUGUUUCCAGACAGAAAGUUAUAAGUUGCAAUGCAUUUAGCAACACAGUGUCACUUAGGAUGCUAAAUGGUGCACCUGGAAUAGCAAACCUACCUUGCUAAAUGCACAUAGAUCUGCAGCAGGACAGAUGAUCUUAUUUCCUUUGAAAAAUAUGAAGUCCAAAAGUAUAAUUAACAUGAUUUUAAGUAGAGACUUCUCUUGAGAAAUGUGAACUUGAAUUCAUGCAUAAAGCAUGGCACACAUUAGCAUAAUUCUGUAUGAUGGAGGAACCUUUUUCCUUUCCUUACUCUGUGUCCCUUCUGUUGUGGAUAAAAUGCUGAAUGUCUUCAGUAAUGCCUGUACAGUACAGGAGCACAGCUGCGAACAGAAGUUUACAUACACUCUGAAAGACAAUGUAGAUCAUGACAGCCUUGAGUUUCCCAUGACUCCUACAACUCUUAAUUUUCUAGAAUGGAAUGACUGAAACACACGCAUCACAAAAAGCAAUCGGGCAUUUUGGGGUUUUCACUGAUAUGGCUAAGUCUGCUGAGUCAAAAAUAUACAUACAGCAAUUCUAAUUUUGGAUUCAGUGUUCCUUUGCCCAUUUUGUUUUUACCUCAGUUUGUUAUACUUGCAAACAACUGAUUGCACAGUUGAUUUUGUAAUCUGAAACAUCUUUGAAAUGGCUCCAAGUGACUUUCCUCACUUGUUGAAGUCGAGAUUUGUUGUUUCAUAUCUGUACUCUGCUCCUUCGACUUUGAGUCUAUCAAAUGGGUUGUAAUUAAGUUGACUCGGGGAAGCAGCUGUAGUCAGUCAUAAUCACUCAUGAAAAUUUAAGAGGCCAUGGCACUUUCAAUUGAUUCCCACAGCUUUCUACAUCACUAGAACUGAUAAUUCAAGUAGCUGUAUGUAUAUUUUUGACCCAGCAGAGUUUGUCAUCGUUCCAGAAGACCUGUAAUAUAUCUUUGAAUGAACCAAAAUGUAUGAUUGUUAUUUGUGACAAAGAUGCAUGUGUUUCAAGGUCUUUACAAGUGUAUGUAAACUUUUGUUCACGAUUAUUUAUGACAUUGCAGAUCAGGUUACAUUCAGCCAGAUAUUAUCAAGAUUAGACCUCUUCAUGUAGCUGACUCAGAUUUCCCAGUCAGCACAUGAAGGACAGAAGGACAGAGGGACAGAAGGACAGAGGGACAG
Molecule: messenger RNA, 3586 nt
Organism: Amphiprion ocellaris (clown anemonefish)
Lineage: Eukaryota; Metazoa; Chordata; Actinopteri; Pomacentridae
Product: protein TBATA-like
Exons: 9
Coding region: 1037-2008 (323 amino acids)
Source: RefSeq, a predicted model, not a curated record